GCGUGUGGGGUGGUGCGGCCAGUGGCUCCUCCGUUUCGUGUGAUUCCUCGGUAAAUGGGACAGCUACAGGGAAGAUAAUUUACGUAAUCGGCGCGGUGCGUCGCUGACCACUGCUCACGAUGGAGCGGGCGCGCCGUCUGCAGAUCCGCCAGCUGGGCCCCGAGCUCACCUGUCACCUGUGUCACGGAUACUUCGUCGACGCCUUCACCGUCGUCGAGUGCCUACACUCGUUUUGCAAGUCGUGCAUCAUGGACCACGUUAAGAAGUCAUGCGACUGUCCAAAGUGCGGCACCCAGCUGAACAAGGCGCGACUCACCUCGGCACUCAGGCCCGACCAGACUCUGCAGUCUGUCGUCUAUAAACUGGUGCCGCGACUGUUCAACGAGGAGAUGCAGAGACGGCGAGACUUCUACCAGGACCACCCGCAGAGAGACCGGAGCCUGUCGCCGGAGCGACGGGGAGACGUCAGCUCCCAGCAAUUUGUCUACACCCUCAGCGAUCCCAUCAGCUUCAGCUUGGAGUUCGCCAGUGCCACCGACAGUUCGCCUGGAGCGGGCCGACGCCGCGGUAAAAACCGGCAGCUGCCGAUCCGCACCGGCGGCAGAUCGCUAUCGCGGCCCUGA
Amphibalanus amphitrite is the source of this 623-nucleotide messenger RNA. Its product is annotated as polycomb complex protein BMI-1-A-like. The coding region runs from base 120 to 623 and encodes 167 amino acids. Gene Ontology annotation, biological process: negative regulation of transcription by RNA polymerase II. Gene Ontology annotation, molecular function: metal ion binding; promoter-specific chromatin binding. Lineage: Eukaryota; Metazoa; Arthropoda; Thecostraca; Balanomorpha; Balanidae. Gene Ontology annotation, cellular component: PRC1 complex. The record is from RefSeq and is a predicted model, not a curated record. The transcript is spliced from 6 exons.